UGAGAGGCAAAGAGAAGGAAAGACACAAACUUGUGACUUGACAAAAGAGGGCAGGUACCAGAGGCAGGACAAUGAAGGCUGGCGUGGGACUCUUCUCUGCAUUGGCUCUGCUCCUCCUAGUGGGACCAGUACUCACUCAGAGACCUCGGCCAAGGAGGCCUACCAAGCGCCCACUCACCCCCAAGAAGCCCUCCGUCAUCAAGCCUGUAAUAACACAGCCAGAGCCCCAGGAGCCCACAGACUUCCCUCCAGUCAUCCUGGGUCCGCCCUCCAUGUACCCCGACUGCCCCCGGGAGUGUUUCUGCUCCCCAAGCUAUCCAAAUUCUCUCAAUUGUGAGAACCGGAACAUCCGUACGAUCCCAGUCAUCCCAUUAAGAGCUCACUACUUAUAUCUACAAAAUAAUUACAUCUCAGAGGUGACUGCAGAGUCAUUCCUUAAUGCUACUGAGGUCCGCUGGGUCAAUCUGGCUAACAAUCGCAUUCACAGAAUAGACAAACAGGUUUUCGAGAAGAUCCCAUCACUGCUGUAUCUCUAUGCACAAAGAAACCAGCUAAACGAAGUCCCAGCAGGUCUCCCGUCAAGUCUGGAGCAGCUUUCUCUCAGUAGGAAUCGUAUUUCGAAAAUUCCCACUGGUGCCUUCAACAAGUUGGGGAACCUGACUUUGCUUGACUUGUACCACAACCAGCUGAGUGACGGUGACCUGGGAAAGAACACAUUUAAGGACCUGAAGAGCCUCAUGCAGCUCAACUUGGCCCACAACACGCUGAGGAAGAUGCCUCCUGGUGUACCAAGUAACCUCAUACAGCUUUUCCUGGAUAAGAACCGAAUUGAUGACAUCCCAAAAGACUACUUUGAUGGCUUCACUCAUCUGGCAUUUGUCAGACUGAACUUCAACGAGCUGAGUGACAAAGGGGUUCCCAAGGCUGUGUUCAACGUGUCGACUCUCCUGGAUCUGCAACUGGCCCACAACCAGCUGACCAUGGUUCCUCUCUUCAACAGUCACCUGGAGCACCUGCACCUCAACCACAACAGCAUCGAGAGCAUCAAUGGAACCCAGAUCUGCCCGUUCACCCUGCAGUCCGACCUGAGCGACAACAGUCUGGUCCCAAGGCUACGGUACCUGCGUUUGGAUGGAAAUCACUUGGCUCCCCCAGUCCCUCAUGACGUCAUCAUGUGCUUCAGGCACCUUCACUCUAUUGUUAUAUAGGAAGCUUUCUCUCUCACACACACACACACACACACACACACACACACACACACACACACACACACACACACACACACACACACACACACACACACACACACACACACACACACACACACACACACACACACACACACACACACACAAAUGUUGUGCACAAUGGAAAUUCAACACACCACAUGUUGAAUGUAGCACAAAGUUUCCACGUAUGCUGCGGAACUGCAUUGCUGAGAGAGGGACUCCGUGUAACUGUAAAGCUUUAAACUUUUGCAACUUUAAAGAGUACUAGAAUCUCAAGGAUGAGUCACAAAUGCAGCAAAAACACAAGUAAACCAAGAUUUAUCUUAAAAUUUGUGAGCUACAGUUUAUCAAAGAUGUUUUUUCUUUUUUAUGCUUCCAAAAUAUUAUGCAUCCAGAAAUAUAUAUAAGUAAUAACACAAAAGGAAUCUCAAAGACUGAAAAUACAGGUACAUUGACAGACUUGCUACAGAUGCAGAGGAUAGUUGUGUUUGUCAGCAGAUGCCGACAGAACAGGGGAGCCACCGAUGACGUAAGGCCUUCAGAUAUCUCAAUGACCAAACUGAAACAUGACUACAAUGUAGUUGAAACUGCUCCCAAUGUGCCUGUGAUUUUCAGGGUCUUCAUGUAAAAAAGGGUCAUGGUAUUCUUCCUUUUCUUAGUCUUAUGUAUAUUAUUCCUCUGUAUAAAGACGCUUUGUAAAAAAAAAAAAUAUUGGAAAAUAAAAUGUUGUCUUUGAUCA
This is a messenger RNA of Cololabis saira (Pacific saury), 1968 nucleotides long. It is a transcript of the gene prelp, whose product is annotated as proline/arginine-rich end leucine-rich repeat protein. The record is from RefSeq and is a predicted model, not a curated record. Gene Ontology annotation, molecular function: protein binding. Lineage: Eukaryota; Metazoa; Chordata; Actinopteri; Beloniformes; Belonidae. The transcript has 7 exons. The coding region runs from base 72 to 1208 and encodes 378 amino acids.